ACGGGUCGAACGUCGUGAAUCACACGCAGUUCGCGCGUGAAGAGCAACUGCGAUUCCGGACGUGGCUGACCAAUAGCAAAUGCCCAGUUUCGACGUCUCCGCCAGGCUUUCUUGAUGGUGGGGGAACUAUGUUCUCCCCCUUGUGAAAGUAAGGCUUCGCACGUAGGAGCCAGUAAUACACAUCGUUUCGUGACGUCUACUGCAUCUACUUUGUACGCUGGUUCCUAGCUGGUUGCUGCUGUUUGAUCUUGCGGUUUUCUGAAUUACCAGCACCAUGGCUCGCGAUCCUGCUACUGAUCAGCUGGUAAAUUACAAGAAGGAUCUGAAGGCGGCGCCGCCCGCCCUGACUACGGGCAACGGCGCGCCCGUGGACGAUCGUGCCAACAGCCUGACGGUGGGCCCCCGCGGCCCCAUCGUGCUGCAGGACCUCACCCUCAUCGACGAGCUGUCCCACUUCGACCGGGAGCGCAUCCCAGAGCGCGUGGUCCAUGCCAAGGGCGCAGAAGGAAGAAAACCUAACAUUGCUGUAAUAACAGAAACAAAAAAGAAAACAAAGGGAACCAGAAAGAUCGAUGACUGGAUGAAUAUCAAUAAAGGAGUGGAACAGUGCAAAAGGGCAAACGCUGGUGUAGCUAUGUAUGUGGAUAAGAAAUGGAAUAAGUGUAUUAUGAGUUACAAUGAAAGAAUACUAAGAGUAGAUUUUAAAAUGAGUAGAGACAAAGUAAAGCCUACUUAUACUGCGGAUGAAAAAAAAGGAAUAAAAAGAAAUGUAGAUAUGUUAGAUAUGAAAGAGCUUGACAAUGCAUUAAAAUCUAUAAAAAAUAGGAAAACCUGUGGUCCUAAUGGGGUUAACGUAGAAUUAAUGAAAUAUGGAGGUGCUUUUGGGUAUUUUGAGGUCACCCAUGACAUCACCAAGUACUGCAAAGCAAAAGUCUUUUCUCAAGUAGGGAAAAGGACCCCAAUGGCUGUGAGAUUCUCUACUGUAGGAGGGGAGAGUGGUUCUGCUGACACAGUGAGAGAUCCCCGUGGCUUUGCUCUUAAAUUUUAUACAGAGGAUGGCAACUGGGACUUGGUUGGCAACAAUACUCCAAUCUUCUUCAUCAGAGAUCCCAUUCUUUUCCCUGUUUUUAUCCACACUCAAAAGAGAAAUCCUGCUACUCAUCUCAAGGACCCUGAUAUGUUUUGGGACUUUUUCUCAUUGCGACCCGAGUCCACUCAUCAGGUUAUGUUCCUCUUUUCUGACCGUGGAAUCCCUGAUGGAUAUAGGUUUAUGAAUGGUUAUGGUUCUCAUACUUUCAAGACUGUGAAUGCCAAGAAUGAAGCAUUUUAUGUUAAAUUUCACUACAAGACCAAUCAAAAAAUUAAGAAUCUGCCUGUCAGCCGUGCUAAUGAGCUCUCAGGUUCUGACCCAGAUUAUAGCAUCCGUGACCUGUACAAUGCUAUUGCUACGGGUGACUUUCCUUCAUGGACUAUGUAUCUUCAAGUGAUGACUUUCCAACAAGCAGAAACUUAUCGAUGGAAUCCAUUUGAUGUAACCAAAGUGUGGCCUCAUAGUGAUUUCCCAUUGAUUCCUGUUGGCAAAAUUGUACUAGACCGCAAUCCCAAAAACUAUUUUGCUGAAGUGGAGCAAAUGGCUUACAGUCCUGCUAACUUUGUGCCUGGCAUUGAGCCAAGUCCAGAUAAGAUGUUGCAGGGUCGCCUGUUUUCUUACAAUGACACCCACCGCCAUCGUCUGGGAGCAAACUAUUUGCAACUUCCUGUUAACUGCCCAUAUUCUACUAAAGUGUCAAAUUACCAGCGAGAUGGACCAGCCACUUUCUACAAUCAGGAUGGUGCACCAAACUACUUCCCCAAUAGUUUUGGAGGACCUUCAGUUGUGCCUGAAGCUGCCCAGACAAAGUUUUCAACUGUCGGUGACGUUGCCAGGUACAAUAAUGGUGACGAUGACAACUACAGUCAGCCCACAAUGUUCUGGAGAAAUGUUCUGAAUGAAGAGGAGAGGCAGCGUUUGGUGGAUAACAUUGUCGGGCAUCUUAGAGAUGCUUCAGAUUUUAUUCAGGAACGUGUGGUGAAGAAUUUUACAAAUGUAGAUGCAGAUUUUGGCAGAAGACUGAGAGAAGGCUUGCGUAACAAUGCCAGAUCCAAAUCUGCCAAUUUGUAAUUUUAUUUCACAGGCACUUCGAAACUUAUUUUUGAGAGUUCAAAUGGUGCAUUAAGAAUGGCUUUAUCCAUUUCUUUCUAACCUGGGACCAACACUUCAAUGUUUCUACUUUCCCUUUUGUGAGGUUUCAAACUCCCUUUUCUUAUGUAUAAUUACAGUGUUUAAUAAAGAAAUGAAUUUAUGUUCAUCAUGAUGAA
This is a messenger RNA of Gryllus bimaculatus (two-spotted cricket), 2358 nucleotides long. The record is from the annotation of a GenBank genome assembly. NCBI's taxonomy places the organism in Eukaryota, Metazoa, Arthropoda, Insecta, Orthoptera, Gryllidae.